AUUUUUGUUGGUUAAAUGUGGUGUGAUUACGAGAUGCUAUCGGUGUUUGUUUGAACUGUUAACUUUAUUGUAAUCGUGGAGUUAUUUUCGACUCGAAGGAGGGACAAUCGUUGUACAGAUGAAGUUGCGAAUUCGUUGUGAUUUGGCCUCCGCCUCGAGUGUUGUUUUUUGCUUAAAAUCGACGUGUUUAGAUGGUUGAAAGUAUCAGUUCGAGUUAACAGUCAACCAACAAACAACAAUUAAAUCAAUUCUUUAUUUGUGAAUCAACAAACAAUCAACAACUAAUAAUCAAAAUGAAAGUUUUCGCUAUUGUCGCUCUUUUCGUUAUCCUCGCUGUUUCUGCCACCAUGGCUGACCCAUGGAAGAAGGACAAUCACUGGGGUGGUCAUCAUCAACAUGGUAAAAUCGGAUACAAAGUUGAUGUCAAGCACGGUGGCUGGGGAAAACACGACAAGGGAUGGACUGAACUUUACGAUUCACGAGACAAAAGCACUGGAUGGAAAUCACAUGGACACGAUAACGGUCAUGGUCACGGUCAUGGUCAUAAUCACGGAUGGAAAAACUAAGAACUUUUAUCUCAAUUGGUUUAACUUAUAAUGUUCAUCUACCUAAUUUAUUCUCCAUCACAAACUAAACAUGUAAUUUGAAAUAAACCUCAAGUUAAGUCAGCAACUUGAUUUUUGUUUUUAA
Messenger RNA from Panonychus citri (citrus red mite), 690 nucleotides. RefSeq names its product kininogen-1-like. The transcript is spliced from 3 exons. The coding region runs from base 294 to 566 and encodes 90 amino acids. Lineage: Eukaryota; Metazoa; Arthropoda; Arachnida; Trombidiformes; Tetranychidae. The record is from RefSeq and is a predicted model, not a curated record.